GGGUGGAGCCCAGACAGCCUUUUUUUCUCUUGAAAUAGUAACACUUUUACAAUGAAAAGCAGCAGAGCUGGUCAUGCCUAAUCAAACAGUGGAAAAACAGAGUGCAAAGUGUUUCUCUGAUGGUUAUUAAUACUACCUUGGCUAUUGAAUGAAGAGUGCAGUAAAUGAACCUUACUGACACAAGUUGAUGGAAAAAAGAGAUACCCCUUCCUGAGUCUCCUGGAACAGAUUGCUUUAACAUUAUCUACGGAGCCAGCUUAGUUUCAGCCAAGGGCUAACUGAUUGCUUUGGAUGAAGAAAUGAAUGAGACAGAUGACCAACAACACACACAUCCUUCAGUUAAUGACAUGACACGAGGUUACACAGAGGAGAACAUCCAAAAGUGGAUACUUUCAGGGAGAGAUGCAAAUAACGACACGCUUCAGAACUCAGACCAAACAGGUGGACAUUUGAAUAGGCUCUGUAGUACUGAGGAUGAUUUACAGCUGGGAGUGGAAGCCUGUGUGUACUCCAGUGAGGAAAUCCAAAUAACCAUAAAUGAAAACAUAAGCUAUCCAAAGGCAUCACUUGACAAUUCGAUACUCUCAAGGGGGAACAGCUUAACAUCAUCAUAUUCAGUCAGAAGUGAAUUCAAGAGUGUCAUGGACGUGCUGAAUUUUUGGAAAGAUGACCCUGAAGAGAUAUUGUUAGACUUGGGAUUCGGAAGAGAAGAGCCUGAUAUUUCAGUCAAGAUACCUUCCAGGUUUAUCAAUAAUCCUUCAGUAGCACAAGGAAUCAAUAUCCGGCUAUUCCUUGAGGCCCAAAAGGAACGCAUGGAAGUUGAGAAUGCGGAUUUUAGUACUAGAUUCCGACAGCUGGAGGUCUUGCACAAUGUCACCAGUGCCUUUUCAUCCCUUUUCAACAAUGUGAGCUCCAGCAACGAGCAAUGUGCUCCAAAAUCUGAUGUUAACAGAACUGACAAUAGACAAGCGUUCAGUGAUAAAAAGAAAAGAAGCAAGCUGAGUUCUUUAUUACGACGGGCCUCAAAACAAGCUCUAGGUCAAAUGCAAAGCAGACUAGAAUCACAAAAUAUACCUGAAACAGAAGAUGGACAAAAAGCUUUCACACGCCCUAAAGGAAUUGAUAAGCCAUUAUUAAAAAGACGUAUUAAUCCAUGCUUUACAGAAAGUGUGUCUCUUGGUCCUCUUGUAGAGGAGCAAAGUCCAGCUCCUGAUGGUUUAUCCUCUAAAUCAAACACUGGGGAUGCAAAUAAAGAGAAUUCUCAAACCGAUCAUUUUUCAAGCACAACAGAAAUGGAAAACUCUGUAGUUACAGAGAUUUCCAGAAUGAGACCAAGAGAUUCACCUUGUAGCAUGUCUAGCAUCCUGAUGAAAAGACAUGCAACAGAUAACAAGGCUCCAGACUCUUUUGAGAUGGAAGAGAUUCAUAGUUUUGAUGAAGGAGGCAUUACUGAAAAUUUUCCUGCUUUGGCUAGAGAUGACAUUUUAGUUGAUGUCAUAAAAAGAGCCAAUAGCUGUCAAUCAGAUAGCAGUGGAUUCCUGGAAGAGCCAUCUGUUCCUGCUAUUAUAUCACAAUCAGUAGACAUGCCUGAAAUCUCGGAGAUUCCUCCUUUGUCUAGUGUUAUGAUCAGCCAAAGUAUGCAAAGCCAAGGUCCUUUAACAAUAAGUAGUAGUUUGGUAUCAUCAACUCCAGACCCAAAGAAAGAAAUGGAAACCAUUGUUGAUCCUGAGGCUGAUGCAAAAAUUACUGACGAAAAUGAAGACUUUCCAGAAAUGGAACAUAUAAGGGAUGAAACAUCAGCACAUUCCUUUCCUGCAGAGUCACCUAUACCAGACAGCAGCCUUCCUACGUUAUUUAAAGAGGAUUUUAGUAAAACUGUUGUGGAACACCCUGACAAAGGCAGGUCAUUAAUGGAUACAAGUUUAAAUGAAAAUAAAGAUGAACAGGAAGUCAUCUGUAAUAAAACGGAAACUAUACCUCAACAGCUAGUCAAUGACAAUGAAAAUAACAUCUCAAAUUUUAAAAAUAGUAUUCUGCAUACAGAGUCAGACAUUCCUGUUUAUUUAUGUUCAGACGAAGAUAUGCAGAAUAAAAACUGUUAUGUAAACUCACAAUCUGAGAUGAUGAACAUUUUAGAUAACAGUCCAUGUCCAGUGCAAAGUGAAGAUGGGCUUUCUAUUGAAAGUUUUACAACUAAGAAGAUUUUUAAAUCUGCCAGUAAUGAAGAAGCUGGUGAAGAAACACACUUAAGGGACAGCAUAACAGCAAAAGAACCUUUACAAGCAUCACCAUCAAAAUCAGGGUUAACCAGAUCUGUUACUGUUCAGAUGGCAUCAGAGCUAUACUUUACCCAAAAAUCUGACCUAAAAACAAAUCUUUCAAAAAGGUACUCUCUUGAAUAUGCUGAACCAUUUUGUCACAAUAAAAGACAGCAGUUUAUGAAACGGACACAGUCUGAUAUGCCGGAGUUCUAUAAAGAAGCUGGGAAUCAGAAUGGUUCAGUGAAACAAAGGAAAAAGGUCUCGACGUCUAAACACUCAAACGAUCUGUAUUACAGUUCUGUUAACCUGUCUGAUUCAAUGGAUUUUAAGAGAGAAAACAGAAAUGUUGAGACUUUCUAUUCUGAGCAGCCAUCUCUGUGCUAUCAUCAUCACCAUUACUGUCACUUCUGCUGUCAUCAGAGUCACUGUUCAUCAUGCUGUUCUCAGAAAGGAAUGCCUACUUUGGGUGCUGUAGGUCAUCUUCAGACAACCUUGCAACUUUUGCAGUGUGUUUUGAGAAAAAUAGCAGUGCUUCCAUACACAAUGGAAGAAAUGGAAAACAUGAAAAAAUCUCUUCACACGUUUCGUGAGAGAUUGUUUGAAAUUGAGGAACAAAUCAUCCAUGAACAGGCUGAAGUUUGUAAUGCUUUGUCCGAAAUCGAAAGGGAGGAUGUUAAACACAUCAAUGAUUUAAGGAAAUCUGUGAGGCAAGAAGUUACUGAACUAGAGGAUCAGCUGGGAGAUCUCGCCCACAAGUAUGAGGAAGGACUGAAAAUGCAACUUCAAAGGCUACUUGAAGAGCAAUCGUAUUUGUUGAAAGAGCUACACAUAAAAGGUGAAGAAACACAUCAAAGUGCUGCUAAUUCAGUGCAAACUUCAGGGAAGAGCAUUGCAAUACAAUGCCACCUGCUGAACGGGACUCCUGCUGAAAACUCCUGUGACUUGCCUGACGUAAAAGACCCAUGCUCUGACAUACCAGCACCUGAGACUAGCCAAGAAGAGUCUAAGGCAACAAGCAGAAAGUCAAAUCCUCCAGAAAAGCUUGACUUCAUUGGAUUCCUACAUUCUAUCAGGGAUUCCCUUAGACAGUCAUUCUCCAAUGACACACCAGAAUGAAAUGGAGAAGAAUGCGUCUGGAUUGAGGUAUAUUCAAGAAGACUACAAUUCCUAGGCACUACUGAGCCAAAGGGUCUGCAGACGUGCAGAAGAUCAGUGAUGUUGUUUUUGGAUUGCCUGUAAUUCAUGUAUUAUACUGAAUUAUAUUAAAAUUAUGUUCUAUCUAUUACCUCGAAACAUAAUGUUUGU
This is a messenger RNA of Erpetoichthys calabaricus (reedfish), 3566 nucleotides long. RefSeq names its product ITPR interacting domain containing 1 (gene itprid1). Bases 300 to 3377 code for a protein of 1025 amino acids. The transcript has 17 exons. The record is from RefSeq and is a predicted model, not a curated record. Gene Ontology annotation, molecular function: signaling receptor binding. Lineage: Eukaryota; Metazoa; Chordata; Cladistia; Polypteriformes; Polypteridae.